Molecule: messenger RNA, 4261 nt
Organism: Pogonomyrmex barbatus (red harvester ant)
Lineage: Eukaryota; Metazoa; Arthropoda; Insecta; Hymenoptera; Formicidae
Product: echinoderm microtubule-associated protein-like 2
Biological process (GO): microtubule cytoskeleton organization
Cellular component (GO): mitotic spindle
Molecular function (GO): microtubule binding
Source: RefSeq, a predicted model, not a curated record
UCACCAAUUUUCGAUGCUACGUACAUUUUAUCCACAGUCAAUGGCACGGCGUAGCCGCCGUCAUCUGAAUCAUCUCGACUAUCUAGACCGUAUUGAUCGCGGCCUAAGCAGCUGUAGUCGGUCUGACAGUAACGUUGGGGCGGCCGCACGGAAAACACACGUGUUAUACGAGCAGCGGCACGAUGGAGUCGAACUCGGGGUUAUCCCUCACGAGGGGUUAGACAAUAUCGUUGAAUAUCGAGUGCAGCGCCGUUCGUGCGGAUCCCACGGGAUGAAUUCCGGUUUUCAUUCUUCCGGGACGGAAGCGUCGUGCGACGCAGCGCUUCCGUCAGCCUCGAGAUGUGUCGCGGAAAUUCCCGCCGUCGGAAAAUUCGAUGAAUCCUGCUCGAUCUGAUCGAAUCGCUUUUAUUUACUGAUCGUGCGUGGAGAUAUAUCUCGCUCGACUGGACUAGUCACACUCGUCUUACCCUCUUUUACGCUCGUUUUCAACGCGUGUGGGAAGUGAAAGGUUUCCGCGGCGAUUAGGGUUGAUUUCCGUUGUGUCGCUCGUUACGGAAGUGGCUUUGGUGUUGACGGCACGUUUCGUUGCCUCUAGAGAUUGCUGAAUAUCAAUUGCAUCAAGCUAGUCUUGCACUCGUUUAGCUGAUUAAAAGCUGGUCUUUAUGUUUCGUGUAUAAAAUCGCGUUCUACAUUUUGUGAGAUGUGCGAAUGCGGUUAGUCACUUUAGUCGCGGCCGAACCAGCUGACUUGUUACACGAGAAAGAGAUUAGGAAAGUGUUCUAAGCGAACUCUAUUCGCGUCGUUUUCGAGAAAGAAUUGUUGCGACUGCGGCGUAAGAUAUGCUGGUGAAGAGUGCGUUGGCUCUGUUUGUGCUCGUUAAUCAGUUCAAUUGAAUAACGUAUUAACACUCCGGGGUCAUCGCAAGAGUUAAUCGCAAUGUCCACGCCGGACACGAUGGAUACCAUCGACGAAGCGGAACAAGCGUGGCAUGAGAUGCUGGAGUGCGAGACUGGAUCCCUUUUGGGCAGAGUGGCGGACCUCGAAAGGCAAUCCUUGGCACAGAGGGACGAGAUAGUUUGUCUUCGCGCCACUCUGGCGGACGCACUAAGGCGAAUCGCUCAGCUCGAGGCAAGAGAAAAGCGGGAGGAUGAGAGAAACGAGAGGAGAAACGAGAGGAUGGUGUCCUCGCCCUUAAGGAACGGCCAUGUACCUCUCAGAAGUAGUCAAAACUCGGUGCCACAGAAGGAUUUGAGGCUGCGCCAGACUGGCGGUCUCAGAAAUUCCUCCUCCUCGGGAUCGUCGCAAAAUGUACGCGACGCGACGUCCAGUCCGAGACGGCCUGCCAGCUAUGUACAUCCUUCCGAACUUCCUCAAAGGAGAUCCGUCCAUUAUCAGUCAACGGGUUCUUUACAUUCGGAUAGUCCGAGUAGUAGUAGUGUUUCUCCGGUGCCAUCGCCAAGUCCUAGAGCUACGCCACUGCCUGUAGCCAGAUCGCCCACGGCAAGAUCAAACGGACCGCCACAAAGUAGCCUGAGAAGAGCGAAGAGAUGGUCGUCCACCGGCGAUUUUACACAUUCCCCGCAAAAUCAGGGAAGCAAUUCCCAGCUCGUCAGUACCAGAUUGUCUGCGUCCACCAAGUCCCUGUUCAACCUGUUCAAGCCACCGACGAUGAACAACGUCAAGCACGGCACCAGAGACAUGCAGUACAACGAGGAGGAAGGUACCGUCCGUAUGUAUCUACGCGGCCGGCCGGUCAUUCUGUACGUCCCUACGUCCAUGAUGGAGGCCUAUGACCUUCACAAAGUUAGCACGCCGCCACAGAGCAAAUUGAAGCUCGACUGGGUCUACGGUUACCGGGGCCGAGAUUGCCGUAGCAAUUUACACCUGCUGCCGACAGGCGAGAUCGUAUAUUUCGUUGCGGCGGUCGUUGUUCUGUACAACAUGGAGGAGCACAGCCAAAGGCAUUACGUGGGUCACACGGAUGAUGUCAAGUGCAUAGCGAUUCAUCCUAACAAAUUAGUCGUCGCGACAGGACAAGUGUGCGGAACAGAUCGUCGAGAUGCCAUGCCACAUAUAAGAAUAUGGAACUCAGUGAGUCUGACGACUCUCAGCGUGAUCGGCAAUGGUGAAUUCGAUGGAUCGAUUUGCUGCCUGUCAUUUUCCAAGGCCGACGGUGGAAAUUAUUUGUGCGCCAUCGACGAGACCUCCGAUCACAAUAUAUCGAUCUGGGAUUGGCAGAAAAGCGACCGUGGCACCAAAGUGACUGAAACGAAGUGCUCUGUCGACACGGUAGUUUGCGCCGAGUGGCAUCCGCUGGAACGCAACCAGAUCGUCUCUUGCGGGAAAGGGCACGUGUCCUUUUGGUCCCUGGAUAAUGGCGGCAUGCUGUAUAAACGUAUGGGCAUCUUCGAGAGCAGAGAUAAGCCCAGAUAUGUUACCUGCGUCGCCUUCAAUCAAAACGGCGAUGUUCUCACCGGCGAUAGUAACGGCAACAUCAUCGUUUGGGCUCGAGGUACUAACACAAUUUCAAGGCUAGUGAGAAAUCUUCAUGAAGGAUCGAUUUUCUCCAUAUGUGUUCUAAAAAAUGGCAACAUUAUUACGGGAGGUGGAAAGGAUGGCAAGAUCUUGUAUUUUGAUGCAUCUUUGAAUUUGACGGGGGAAGAAGCUCAAAUUGAGGAUCAUUUCGGUGGAAUUCGAACGCUAUCGGAAGGAAGAGGGACUCAGUUAUUAAUCGGCACGACGAGGAAUUGUAUUCUUGUUGGCCAGAAUGAAAUGGGUUUCAAUCCCGCAAUGUUGGGACACGCCGAGGAAGUUUGGGGACUUGCGGCCCAUCCAACAUUGCCUCAGUUCGCAACUGCGGGACAUGAUAGAUUGUUGCAGAUGUGGGAUAGUUUAAGUCAUACCGUGGUGUGGAGCAAAGACAUCGGGGAACAAGCACAAAGUAUCGCUUUUUCGCCGGAUGGUAAUAUCAUAGUCGUUGGCUGUGUAUCCGGGAAAUGGUUGGCAAUUGAUAGCGAGACGCGAGAAUUGUACACACAUCACAGCGAUGGUUCUGAGCCUAUUCAGGUUGUUCAAUUCUCUCCUGAUGGUUCCUUACUUGCACUCGGCUCCAGAGAUAAUUACAUUUACAUCUAUCAAGUAAACGAGGACGCAACCAAAUAUAGCCGCGUUGGGCGGUGUAUGCCAAAGCGGAUUCGAAGGCACGGAGGACAUUCCAGCUUUAUAACUCAUUUGGAUUGGUCUGUGGAUGGUCAAUACUUACGCAGCAACAGCGGAGAUUAUGAGUUACUCUAUUGGAAUCCUGGUGUGUGUCGUCAAAUUCCACAAUCUUCAAUGUUGAGAAAUGUUGAUUGGGCAACUCAUACCUGCGUCAUAUCGUUCGAGACAAUAGGCAUUUGGCCGGAGGGCGCUGAUGGUACUGACGUAAAUAAUUGCACACGAAGUGGCGAUGGCAAGCUCUUGGCUACGGGUGAUGAUUUUGGAAAAGUCAAGUUAUUUUCUCAUCCAGCAUGCCAGCCGAAGUCAUUAUACCACUCCUAUGGCGGUCACUCGAGUCAUGUAACAAACGUUUCAUUUCUGCAAGAUGAUUCCCGAUUGGUAUCGACCGGCGGCGCUGAUACCAGUGUUCUCCAGUGGAUAGUAAAUUAAGCGAAUCAUUUUUUCCAGCAAAUAAUUCUUAAAAGUGCACUUCAAGAUCGAGCGAAGUAGAUAGAACAAUGUCAACGUCACAUCGCUUAAAAUUAAAAAUAUUACAUAAUUUAUUUAUUUGAGCAACAUGGAUUCUUGAAACAGUCGACGACUGGAAUCAUCCUGACAAUCUGAUUUUCUCACAUCAAGAUAUCAUCCGUCGCACGAUCUAUUUAUUCACGAGGAAUAAUUAACAUAAAUAACAUAAUUUCUAACUUGAAUUACCGAUAAGAAUUCCACUUGUUUAAGAGUGGAAUCAAAUUGACGCCUAGAUUUCUCUAUAAUAUCUUUCUCAUCAGGCGCAAUGUAUUCAUAGAAUCGAAUAUAUUUCUCGUACGUAAAGCAACCGCAAUACAUCGUGUGUGCCGAUGUAUUUCGUUCUCGUAUCAAUAUAUGUGAUAGCACCAAUGUAACCUUUUCUUAUUAUUGUGUCUAACAUGCACGAUAUUAAUAGACAAAUGCCCGCGUACAAUCGACAUGAUUAUUCUAAGAACGACUGCCGGCAAAAUACUUUUCGUUAAUGACAACAAUACAAUUUACGUUAAUAUUAUUAAUAAAAAUAUUUGAUAUACUA